Messenger RNA from Echinostoma caproni, 1638 nucleotides. The record is from the annotation of a GenBank genome assembly. NCBI's taxonomy places the organism in Eukaryota, Metazoa, Platyhelminthes, Trematoda, Plagiorchiida, Echinostomatidae.
GCACAAGAUCAAACGGGAACUGAUGCCGCCGGGACCGGAUUGAAUGUGACCGUGCUGAGCCAAUCAUCACCGACAUCCAGUGCGAGCGUGUCCGAGACCACAUGGUUGGACGAUGAGGAGUUCGAAGACGAUUCCGGAGAGGAGGCAGGUAAACAAAAUUUGCCCGAUCCGGAACUGUUCGAUACAAUGAUUGAAACUACCCUGGCCUGGUUGUUGGCGAUGGAGGAACAAUUUGCGAACAAUGAUCUGACCAAACACGAUCAGUCCCUACAGUUGACGGAACGAUUUCAAUGGUCAGACUAUUGUCAAUCGGAUGUGAAAAAGAAUUUGCACACAUUCACACAUUUGACAACAGAGGAACGAAAUGAAGUAGAACUGUUGACAACACUGAGUGCGGAACGUUUGAAAAUGUUACAUGGGAAGAUAUUGGCACGUGUGGAUGAAGCCAUGACACAUUUUGAAGUUCAUGAGGAUCUCACUGCUCAUCUGUCUCGAAGACAAAUGUCUGUCGGCCGCUGCCUUCGCCUCGGUUCCCGUAUCAUUCAAGCGUGUCGAGACAAAACUCAAUUGGAACAGAAUAGCACGCUAGAAAACGGUCAAACAUUGACCGAUUUGGACCGCGAAGAUUAUGCUCGCGUUCGUGAACGAUUGUUAGCCAUGGACCCGGAAGUGAUACAACGUCAGACCGCCCUGCUGGCCACCCGUUGGAACAAUCUAUGCCGUAUUAAUCAGACCUUGGGUCGUCGAAUCACCACGUGUCUAUUGAGAAGACAAGGCAUGCUGCUGAUUGCUAUUCGAUUACAACUGGAAAAACUUGAAGCAGAACAUCGCCUGGUCGAAUGGGUCAAUACGCGAUACGCUAAAUUGCAGAACGCCCUACUACAUUGGCGUCAUUUCGAGGAAGAAGCUAGUGUACUAUCUGACUGGUUAACCGAACGAGCGGAAGAGGUGGGACGUAUCUCGGCCAUGGCCAAUGCCACACACGCGAAAUCAAUAGCUCGUCACGCAUCUGGCGAGCGUGAGUUAAAUUCCACUACAUCCUCACUUAGAUCAUUGGAACGUUUGUCUGCCUCCAAAAUUGGUGGCCGAGAUCCUGACUCGGAGCGAAGUACACCGUCAGGCGAUCAAUCGGUAACAAACGAAAGCAUUCAGAGGCUUUUGGAGCAAAACGAGGCGGAAAUGGAAGCAGUUGAUGCCUGUCUAGCAAUGCACGAAUCACGUUGGGCUCAGCUGUUAGCCAGUCUGGAUAGGCGGGCUCAAGCGCUGAGAGAUUCGUGUGGGGAUACGGAAGAAGUGAGUCGACUGGUAGAAUCAACAGUGGAUCAACUGGUCUCCCGAUGGAGUCAACUUGCUGAACCCCAACUGUCUACCGAUGCAUGGAUUGAUCGAUAUACAAAAGAUAUCGAUGGUUAUUUCGAGUCCAAUCCGACUGAACAAAUGGAACAAGAACCUAGCGAUAAUCAGAAAGAGUUUGAACAUCCGGAUAACAAACGCGCUGCAACGGAACAGCUACACACAACGAAAGCGUCGAAAAUGCCAUGCCUGGACUCACCACCUCCCGCUUCGCCGACGGGGGAAGUGGAUGCCGGUUGUACAUCAGACGACUAUCAACUGGUACCAUCAGGAGAAGCGGCAUAG